Malania oleifera is the source of this 1097-nucleotide messenger RNA. Its product is annotated as probable glutathione S-transferase. Gene Ontology annotation, biological process: glutathione metabolic process. Gene Ontology annotation, molecular function: glutathione transferase activity. Gene Ontology annotation, cellular component: cytoplasm. Lineage: Eukaryota; Viridiplantae; Streptophyta; Magnoliopsida; Santalales; Ximeniaceae. The transcript has 2 exons. The coding region runs from base 140 to 799 and encodes 219 amino acids. The record is from RefSeq and is a predicted model, not a curated record.
AGCCACAGAGCAGAGCAGUCCCUCCCCUGCUAUAAAUUACCUUCCCUGCUAACUCAAACACCGCAAGGUGCAUAACCCCCAGGGACUUCAAUAACCCUCGUUCUUCUCUUUUCAAAAAUCAUCUUAGCUUCCGGGAAAAAUGGCGGAUAAGGUGGUUCUGUUGGACUUCUGGGCCAGUAUGUUCGGGAUGAGGGUCAGAAUCGCUCUGGCGGAGAAGGGCGUGGAGUACGAGUACAGGGAGGAGGACUUGGGGAACAAGAGCCCUCUGCUUCUGGAGAUGAACCCUGUGCACCAGAAGAUCCCUGUUCUGGUCCACAAUGGCAAACCCGUAUGCGAAUCCCUCGUCAUCGUUCAGUACAUCGACGAGGUCUGGAAGGAUAAGGCGCCAUUGUUGCCCUCAGGUCCCUACCAGAGGGCUCAGGCCAGGUUCUGGGCCGAUUAUGUCGACCAGAAGAUGUACAUGGCGGGGAGGAAGCUAUGGUCAUCGAAGGGAGAAGAGCAGGAGGCAGUGAAGAAGGAGUUCUUUGGACACCUGAAAGUGCUGGAAGCAGAGCUGGGAAACAAGCCAUUCUUCGGGGGGGAGAGCUUUGGGUACGUGGACCUUUCGCUGAUAACAUUCUCCUGCUGGUUCAAGGCCUACGACACCCACGGCAACAUCAGCAUAGGGGCGGAGUGCCCUAAGCUGAUGGAAUGGGUGAAGAGGUGCAUGGCCAAGGAAAGCGUGGCCAAGUCCCUUCCUGACCCGGACAAGGUCACCGACUUCGUUGCUGGAAUGAAGAAAAGAUUUGGGAUAGAGUAAAAGCAUCGUGGGGACUUAAUAAAUUUUUUGUAUGCUCGCUCUGGUGUGAUGAAGGCGUCAUUUGAUUAAUUCUGGCGUAUGGUAACUUUGGGUUAGGCCUGUGGGUGGUGGUGGUGUGGACGUAUUGUGUCUUUGCCCAUUGAUGGAGUUUGGUCUUCGGAGCUAGUUUGUCUUCUUUUAGUUUUUGUGAGGUCUGGUUUGUAAUAAGGAAGACACUUUGCUGUGCCUUCUGAACAGAAUGAAUGGUGAAGACACUUUGGUUGUCCAGACCACAAUGAAUGCUUAUCCUCUCUCUCUC